AUGCGAUCGCACUGGAUUGGCAAAAAGAGCCAUGUCAAAGUGGAAUACUCUACUGGUGUUAUUCCCUGCCCUCCAGAACGAGCAUCGGAUCCCCAGAUUGCAGUGCACUAUCAGAAUCACAGUUCCACCGAGCAAGUAAAUUUGCAGUAUCCCCCUCCGCAGAACCGCAGACAGUCCUCCUCACCCUUCCUUCUCAACUGCACAUCCCAAUCGCCCUUCAGCUUUGCCUCCCUGGGUGAUGACGACUUUACCAUCCCCCUGCCAGCCGCCCGUCUGACCAUCGCUCCUCAGCUCUCGCGUGUCUAUACCGUACUCCAACCAAACAGCACACUCUGCAUGUACGCAGCCAAGGAAGAUGCGAAACCAAAACAAGAACUUCCCGUCCUGGGUAUGCGUUUGCUCUACCUCGUCCAACUUUUGGGCCCGCACGACAGCGAGACAGCACAGGGCGACAGUAAGCGCUCUUCUUCGACCGCCUUUAUAGGCCCAACUCCAAAUUUGUGUGAUUCGCCCGGCAUUAUUCAGCCUCCU
Molecule: messenger RNA, 531 nt
Organism: Dibothriocephalus latus
Lineage: Eukaryota; Metazoa; Platyhelminthes; Cestoda; Diphyllobothriidea; Diphyllobothriidae
Source: the annotation of a GenBank genome assembly